GGCGCAGUCUAGCGAUGUUUCUGCGGUGAAGGGCCGAACGUCAAGCCAGAAUCACCCCCCAGCACAGCGCCGGCUCUGCAGAGCUGACGGGCGGGUGGUCUCGGUGGAGCCCGAACCCCGCGGCCCCCCGACGUUCCCCCCGGCUGAUUCCGCUGCUCCUGCCCCGCAGAUGAACCGCUCCACCUUCAGCAGGAUCCAGGAGAACGGGGACAACAGGAGCCAGGCGCCCGAGCGCGGCCGCGCCGCCGUGGUCUUCUCGCUGAAGAAUGAGGUGGGAGGGCUGGUGAAGGCGCUCAAACUCUUCCAGGUACAGGAGAAGCACGUCAACCUGGUUCACAUCGAGUCCCGGAAGUCGAAGCGGCGCAGCUCGGAGUUCGAGAUCUUCGUGGACUGCGACAGCAACCGCGAGCAGCUGAACGAGAUCAUCCAGCUGCUGCGGGCACACGUCAGCGCCGUGUCCGCCGGCCCGCCCGACAACUCCUGCCUGCCGGACCACGCCAGGAGAGCCCUUCGCAGGACAGCAGCCACUGACUGGCUAACUGUGUGGUUUCCUCUUGCUGAAGACAUGGAGAACGUGCCCUGGUUUCCCAAGAAAAUCUCGGACCUGGAUAAGUGUGCCAACAGGGUGCUGAUGUACGGCUCCGAUCUAGACGCCGACCACCCGGGCUUCAAAGACAACGUCUACCGCAAGAGGAGGAAGUACUUUGCGGACUUGGCAAUGAGCUACAAGCAUGGGGACCCCAUCCCCCGUAUCGAGUUCACAGAGGAGGAGGUGAAGACCUGGGGGACGGUGUACAGGGAGCUCAACAAGCUGUACCCCACGCAUGCCUGCCGCGAGUACCUCAAGAACCUGCCCCUGCUCUCCCAGUACUGCGACUGCCGCGAGGAUAACAUCCCCCAGCUGGAGGACGUCUCCCGGUUCCUCCGGGAACGCACAGGGUUCACUAUCCGACCAGUGGCAGGAUACCUGUCCCCCAGAGAUUUCCUCGCUGGCCUAGCCUUUCGGGUUUUCCACUGUACCCAGUACGUGCGGCACAGCUCUGAUCCUCUCUACACACCUGAACCAGACACGUGCCACGAGCUGCUGGGCCACGUGCCCCUGCUGGCGGAGCCCAGUUUCGCGCAGUUCUCGCAGGAGAUCGGCCUGGCGUCGCUCGGGGCCUCGGACGACGCUGUGCAGAAACUGGCCACGUGCUACUUCUUCACGGUGGAGUUCGGGCUGUGCAAGCAGGAGGGCAAGCUGAGGGCGUACGGAGCGGGCCUGCUGUCCUCCAUCAGCGAGCUCAAGCAUGCCCUCUCCGGGAACUCCAAGAUCAUGCCCUUCGACCCCAAGGUCACGUGCAAGCAGGAGUGCAUCAUCACCACAUUCCAGGACGUGUACUUCGUGUCCGAGAGCUUCGAGGAGGCCAAGCUCAAGAUGAGGGAGUUUGCGAAGACCAUCCGGCGCCCCUUCACAGUGCGCUACAACCCCUACACCCAGAGCGUGGACGUGCUGGGGGACACCACCAGCAUCAACAGGGUGGUGGAGGAGCUGCGGCACGACCUCGACAUCGUGGGCGACGCCCUCAGCCGGCUCAACAAGCACCUGGGGGUCUGACGCCCCUCCCCACGCAUGGCCCUGGCCCCCCCCAGUGGCAGGAUAGAUACCCACACCCUCCGCACCCUUGACUGAGCCGGCAUUGACUGUGCACCUCUUUCUCCUUCUCUCCUUCUCCCUCUCUCUCUCUCUGUCCUGGGCUAUGGGCUGAAGCUAUUCCGUGAAGUAUGAUCUGUAUGAUGUAGAUGGUAUAUAGAUAUGUGGUAUAUAUAAUAUACAUGUCAUAUAUGAGAUAUAUAUGGUACAUUUGAUAUAUAUUGUAUGUACAGCACAUAUAUGGUGUAUAUUCUAUAUAUACCAUGCUAUACGACUCUGACAGCACCUUCUCCGCUCCUCUCUCAGAUCAACCUCCCGCCCCCUUCCCAUGAGUCUCUCCCUCCUUCCCUCCCGCUGCCUCGAACCCGUUUCUCUCUCCCCGCCGCCCUGCGUCUGCAAGAGCCAAAGAAUUCUGGGUGUUUCUUGGCUGCUAUACAGGAGUAUCAGGUCUUGUUUGUUUGUUUAUUUAUUGAUUGACUGAUUGUAUAGUUUCUUUUAUCUGCUAUUGAUUUCCUGGGGUAGAAGCGUGUGUUGUAGUUUUGCCAAUGCAAAGAGAACAUUAAUAGUUGCAUUAAUAGUGCAAAAACACAAUCAAUCAAUGAUCGUAAUAUUAUCAACACUCUGCCACCCAUCUAUUAAGAACUGCGAUGACAUUAAAGAUGAAAAUGAUGAAAAAGCAAAAGUCUAAGAGUCUUUGUCU
Messenger RNA from Lepisosteus oculatus (spotted gar), 2333 nucleotides. Lineage: Eukaryota; Metazoa; Chordata; Actinopteri; Semionotiformes; Lepisosteidae. The record is from RefSeq and is a predicted model, not a curated record.